AUGACCACCUCAGAAGACCAAACAACACCCGCCCACCUCGACCCAAAAACCUACCCCCGGCACCUAACCGACCCAACCCAAAACAUCCACCUGGAACUCACCUACUCCCCGCUCAACGCGCAAUCCGCGUUGGACAAGAUUUCCUCCCCCGCCGCCGGCGCAAACGUCCUCUUCCUCGGCACUACGCGAAAUACCUUCGAGGACCGGGCUGUCUCACAGCUGAGUUACACGGCGUACCCGCCGCUGACGCUGAAGACGCUAGCGGGGAUCGCGCGGGACGCGGUUGCGAAACAUGGGCUGACAGGGAUUGUGAUUGCGCAUCGGCUGGGGGUGGUGCCGAUUCGGGAGGCGAGUAUUGUGAUUGCGGUUAGUUCGGGGCAUCGGAGGGCGGCGUGGAGGGCUGGGGAGGAGGUGUUGGAGAUUUGUAAGGAGAAGGCGGAGAUUUGGAAGAGGGAGGAGUUUGUGGAUGGGGGGAUGGAGUGGAGGGAGAAUAGGGAGAGGGAUGGGGAGGGGAAGAAGGUUGUUGUUUCUGAAAAUUGA
Molecule: messenger RNA, 540 nt
Organism: Aspergillus oryzae RIB40
Lineage: Eukaryota; Fungi; Ascomycota; Eurotiomycetes; Eurotiales; Aspergillaceae
Product: molybdopterin synthase catalytic subunit
Exons: 1
Coding region: 1-540 (179 amino acids)
Biological process (GO): Mo-molybdopterin cofactor biosynthetic process
Cellular component (GO): cytosol
Molecular function (GO): molybdopterin synthase activity
Source: RefSeq, a predicted model, not a curated record